AACAAAGUGUCAUUACAUACAACUACAGACAAAGACAAGAGCUUUCUUCCCCCCCACCGUCCCUCCCUCUCUCCUCUCUUUCAUGCAUUUCUCUCGCCCUGAGAGAGGAGAGAACUCUCAAACAUACAAACGAAGCUCUUCCCCUACUCUAAGCUUCAAUUUCUCAAUGAAAAAGCUGGAUCAAAUCUCAAAACAACAUACACUUAUUACGUAAUACAACUACAGACUCCAUCCCUCCUAAUUAACAUUUCCUCUUCUAUUUUACAGUUUAAAAGCUUUAAACUUCCAAACCAAACCAAGCCAACAGAAAUAGGCAAUAACUGAUAUAAGCAUAGGAUUUUUAUUAGCUUAUUGGCUUGGUGGUGGCCGAUAGCCUGAUACUGGUUUUAGCAAGCCCCAUGAAGAGCAACAGCGGUGUGGGUUCUGAUAGGAUGAUCAGCCAUGGCCUCAAAAAGGGCCCAUGGACCGCUGCGGAGGACGCCAUCUUGAUGGAGUACGUGAAGAAGCAAGGAGAAGGGAAUUGGAAUGCUGUGCAGAAGAAUUCCGGGUUGAUGAGGUGUGGGAAGAGUUGCAGGUUGAGGUGGGCUAAUCAUUUGAGGCCUAAUCUCAAGAAAGGUUCCUUUUCUCCUGAAGAAGAGAGGAUCAUCAUCGAACUUCACGCUAAACUUGGCAACAAAUGGGCUCGUAUGGCCGCCCAGUUGCCCGGUAGAACUGACAAUGAGAUCAAGAAUUACUGGAAUACGAGAAUGAAGAGACGCCAAAGAGCAGGGCUGCCCAUUUACCCUCAAGAAGUAGGAGAUGAUGUCGCUGGGAUUCUUCUCCAACAGCAGCAAGAACAAGAACAGAAAAUUCAACAAUAUCAAGGGCGAAAGCGACCUAACUCUUCUUCAUUAUCAUCUUUCCUUUCCUCUUCUCAGGGUAGAAAGCACGAUUAUAUUUCAUCUUUCUCCUUCUUAGAGUCCAUGAAUCUCUCAUCAGCUGGACAGAAUCAAGCCAUCUCUUCAUGUUACUCCAACCUCAGCCACCAGUUCAAGCUCUAUCAUAACACUGGCAAUAACAUUGGUUUUGCUCUUCCUCUAUCCCCGAAUUCUCCAUUUCUACCCUCAUCCUCAGAUUUGUGUAACGAAAACAUAACUGCCCAAUUGUCAGCACCAUCAUUCCAGUUCAUCGAUUCCGGAGGUCUUGACAACACUUUAAGCUUCAGUUCGUUGCUAAUGGGAGCUCAAACUGAGCCAAUCGACUUUGUUCCAGGAUUGAAAGCAGACCUUGGUUCAUCCCAAACACCACCACGACCAACAACUCCUGCUUCUUCUUAUACAAGCAGUGGUCGUGUUUGUCUGGUUGCACCUUCAGGCAACAGAAACAAUUACUGUGAACUCAAGGGCAGUAGUGGCUUGUUGGAUGCUCUCUUGGUGGAGUCUCGAUCUUUGUCUCGCAAUGAGAGAAACAAAAAUGGUGAAGAAUUUCCACUCGUGAUUGAUAAAGAGAAAGGCGUUAUGGAUGCAGCUAAUGCGGAGAACGAGGAAGAGGAAGUUGACGCCAAUAAGUGCGUUGUUGAAACCCACCGCGAUAACUUUAGCUCCUGUCCAUCGUCAAUAGGGCUGAAACCAGGAGAUGAAAGCAUAGAAGAGAUGAAUGCCAUGGACGAUGACUUGCACAGCUUACUCAACAAUUUCCCCUCAUCGACGCCACUACCGGAGUGGUACACCAAGAGCACUCGUAUAUCUAAUAACGGGUCACCGUCUGGUAAUAUGGUGCUGGACGCUCAGCAAAACGUUUCACCAGCCGCCGCUACAACGGCUGACCUUGAUUGGUCCUUGGGUUCUUGCAGUUGGAAAAAUAUGCCUGGCAUUUGCUAAAUUAAUCCAUUGGAUUACUAAUUAGCAAGGAAAUAUAUAUGGGACUAUCAGUUAUACUUAAAAGGACUAGAAAGUUAAUUAAUUAGCGCCGGUGUUGAAUGUUGAUUGAUGUAGUUAGGCCAUGCUAGCUAGUUUCUGACAAUAUGAUCUUAAUCAGUCUUUUUUUGUGGUUGAAUUCCUGCUUCCUAUACAUAGUAGCUAUUCGGGUGUGGCUAAUGCAGGUGGUGUACUGUCAGGUUUAGCCCUUUAAAAACGUAAU
Theobroma umbraticum is the source of this 2118-nucleotide messenger RNA. RefSeq names its product myb domain protein 101 (gene MYB101). The record is from RefSeq and is a predicted model, not a curated record. Lineage: Eukaryota; Viridiplantae; Streptophyta; Magnoliopsida; Malvales; Malvaceae.